Seminavis robusta is the source of this 1346-nucleotide messenger RNA. NCBI's taxonomy places the organism in Eukaryota, Bacillariophyta, Bacillariophyceae, Naviculales, Naviculaceae. The record is from the annotation of a GenBank genome assembly.
CGAGCUAACUUAGUAGAUUUUACGAUACCCUUAUUGCCCAGCUUCCACCGGCUCGAACAUUACAACAUGUUCUGCACUCAGUCAGUAAUGCAGAAGGAAGCUAGCUAGCUAGCUAGCAACGCACGCUGUUGGUUUCGAUUCGAUUCAGUCUCCAUCGAUCCUUUCCUCCAUACUUCAGAUUCAUUAUAACCCCAACAAUAGACUAUUGACCAAGAUGAUGAAUCCGCCACUCCACAACUUCAUGAACAGUCUGUUCUCAGGUCCUGCCUUUGUACAUGGGCAAGGUAAAGUUCAGUGCGAAGCGAAGGAAAGCGACGCAUUCGACGAUUUCGUGUCGGUCCAAUGUGUGACCAAAAUCGUGUGCAAGCUGAGCAGUAUCGAUCAAGACUGUCAAAUCAACAUUGUGCAAGAUAACGCCUGUGUCCAUGCCAAAGCCCCAUUGUUUCCCUACCAUCAUUCUCAUCAUCACCAAGGAGUAAAGGGGGGGCAUUGUGGGAGAGACUUGGACCUAUCCAACUCGGAAACUCGGUUUCUAUCCGAUACCAGUGCCGAGCGGGUAGAGGAAACCAGCAGGCAGCCUCGACGACCCCGUCGGAGAUUGAGCGUGGACUUUGGACACUCCAACUUUAUUUCGCCGGAAGAGGCACAACUGCACGUGGCAACAGCAGCAGCCGCCAGGCAAAACAACAACAGCAGCAACAACAACAAAGCCAAGUGCAACAGUAUCCCCAAGCGUCCUCUUCGAAAGGCUACGUUGGAGUUUGCGUCUCCCCCAGCAGCGGCUCCUGCAAGAGUCGCCAAAAUUGCUGCGUGCAUUGAUUCCAAGAAGAAAGCCAUUGGAGAAGGGGCGCCUGGCAACACUGCCCCCUCACCACCACGGAUACCCCAACGAAGAGGUACCAUGGACCUGGGUGGUCCAUACGUACCGCAAGGAACUCCCACAACCACAACAACUACUAAUACGGAACCAACAACCGACCGUCGGCUCUCGGCAACCUUGGAUGGGAGUGCCCAUGGUCCAAAAUUCCCGCAACGUCGUGGCAGCAACGACUACAACAACAGCAGUAAUGGCAGCUUUAGUGAAGGAGACCUACCAAGACGGUACUCUCGCAGCGAACGGGUUCGAAACAACGCUGUUCAAAACAACGCUGCCAACGCGACGGGGGCUCCAACGCGCCCCCAGCGACGGUCCAGUCUGCUUUGCACCCCCAGUACAGCUCCAGUUGUGGCUGUCUUGGACGAAACGCAGAGACGGUCCAGUUGCCCCGAGAUCUUCUCUUCGGGUUAGAUAGAUAGGCAAAGAUGAUAGAAAUAAUUCAAUAUUGCUAGCUAUGCAGCAGUACACC